Molecule: messenger RNA, 2339 nt
Organism: Austrofundulus limnaeus
Lineage: Eukaryota; Metazoa; Chordata; Actinopteri; Cyprinodontiformes; Rivulidae
Product: alpha-2A adrenergic receptor-like
Exons: 2
Coding region: 301-1500 (399 amino acids)
Biological process (GO): G protein-coupled receptor signaling pathway
Cellular component (GO): plasma membrane
Molecular function (GO): alpha2-adrenergic receptor activity; epinephrine binding
Source: RefSeq, a predicted model, not a curated record
ACAGAUCUCCAGCAUCAAAUCAAGCAUUUCACUUCAGCUUCAGCAGAUGAAAAGACCUGCCUGGGCCAGCCCUGCCUGCAAAAUUAUGUUUUAAACCAUGUCUUUGAAAGGAUUAAAAUGUUUACGUCUACGUUUUGACUCUUUAAGGCAAACAAAAGAGAACUUGCUGAUUUCUUCGACAAUCCUCCCAUGUGAACAAAAUGAAAACUGAAUCUCUGACACUGCAGCCUUGAAUGAAUUUGUUUAACACUCAGACAGAGCACCAGUCAGAACGUGUAGCCAACGUAACAUCUCACACUGAUGGGUUGUUUCAAUCUCACCAGCAGAAAUGAGAUUUUGUCUGGGCAGCAGCCUUUUACGGUGCAGACCUCUGUGAUGCUUACAAUCCUGGUGGGCAUGCUCAUCCUGCUAACUCUGUUCGGCAACGUCAUGGUUGUAAUCGCAGUGAUCACAAGCCGAGCCCUGAAAGCACCCCAGAACUUGUUUCUAGUCUCCCUGGCGAGCGCGGACAUCCUAGUUUCCACUCUGGUGAUGCCGUUCUCUUUAGCGAACGAACUUAUGGGCUACUGGUAUUUUGGCAAAGUGUGGUGUGAGAUCCACCUGGCUUUGGAUGUCCUCUUCUGCACCUCAUCCAUCGUGCACCUGUGUGCCAUAAGCCUGGACCGGUACUGGUCUGUGACCAAAGCGGUCGAGUACAACCUGAGACGGACGCCUCGCCGGAUCAAGCGCACCAUCUAUUUGGUGUGGGUGCUGGCAGCCAUCAUUUCAUUCCCUCCACUUAUYACCAUAAAAAAGAACGAGGGUAAAAAGGACAGCCCUGUGUGCAAGAUUAACAAGGAGAAGUGGUACAUUUUAUUCUCCAGCACUGCCUCCUUUUUCGCACCCUGCGUCAUUAUGAUCAUGGUGUAUGUCAGAAUCUACCAGAUCGCUAAGAAAAUAACAAGAGCUUUGCCAGGUGAAAGGCAGAAAGACAACGGCAACGCAGAAGACCCCAAGCUUGGUUUGGAACCCCAGGAAAAAUAUAGCGAAAGAGACAAGGAGGAAGAGGGAGUUAAAGAGGUGAAUGGGCUCGAUGUGGAAGAGGACCCCUCCUCCUCAGAUGGGAACGAAACCAGCUUGUGUUCUUUGAGGAAGAAGAGGAGCGCAAGAACAACCAAAGCGACUCAGGUGAACCCUGGAGAAACCUCUCCGAAGACAGAGGGUCCGUCCCCUGCGAAGGCGAGCAAGUGGAAAGGGAGGCAAUACAGAGAGAGACGCUUCACCUUUGUCCUGGCUGUCGUCAUGGGAGUGUUUGUCCUCUGCUGGUUCCCCUUUUUCUUCACCUACACGCUCACCGCCGUGUGUGACGCCUGCUGCAUCCCAGAGACCCUGUUCAAAAUGUUCUUCUGGUUCGGCUACUGCAAUAGCUCGCUCAACCCUGUAAUAUACACCAUAUUCAACAGAGACUUCAGGAAGUCUUUUAAGAAAAUCCUCUGCAAAAAUCACAGAGGAGSUUUGUGAGUAACACUUUCCCGGCUACAUUCGGCUUGUCAAUCAUUCAGUGUUUGGUUUCUUUUUUUUUAAAAAAAGUGUACAAAACUGCAGAACCUGUGAGUUAAGAUCGUGCAACUGUGAAAUAGAGAAUGACACAAUUUAUGGAAAAAAAAGUGCCACUUUUGUGGCCGUCUACAGUAUUUAAAWUCAGAUUCCUAUAUGUUUAAUGCUUUUAAAUGAGUGACAGGCAGAGGAAUGCUGCAAAAGAGUCAACAUGAACCUUAAACUACACAUUUUAAUUGUUAAAUAAAUUAUUUUCUGAUAGAAUAACAUAUUUACUUGUCUUAAAGUUUCCACAUGUCAUGCAAAACUCAUGAAACGUCAAAGGUUUGUAAAUAAGCUUGGCCAGAGAGAGAGAGAUCAUUACAGAAAACCUGGGUAACGACAGCAGCAGCAAUCAUUGAGAAAAGGAAAUUAAAUGUCAAAGUGAUGCAUGAAGGAAGCUAAGGAGGCCUGUCACAAUUAUAACAUAAUUACUGUAUUGUGAUUAUUUGGCCAACAACUAACGAUUUUUGCAYAACUGCUGCAUCAUUUUCACAUUACCUGAAUGAAAACAGAAAUAAAGAAACAUCACAUUAUUGACAUUAUUUUUCAAGUUUGGAUGCCACAUAUUAAAUAAUGAAUACCUCUUUUUUUUUCAUUGCUACGCAUAAAAAGGGGAAUUAAAAGGAUUUCUUCUAUGAAACAGACUGGAGUUUUAUUAGGUUUCUGCAGACGUAAUUGGUUGUGCCUAACAUGAUAAUGGCCUGUUUGAAUCACAACUUGCAGUAUUUGUUCAAUGUUCAAUAAAUGUAUUUUCUUCUUUG